Molecule: messenger RNA, 1759 nt
Organism: Triticum aestivum (bread wheat)
Lineage: Eukaryota; Viridiplantae; Streptophyta; Magnoliopsida; Poales; Poaceae
Product: F-box/LRR-repeat protein At4g14103
Exons: 3
Coding region: 68-1372 (434 amino acids)
Molecular function (GO): protein binding
Source: RefSeq, a predicted model, not a curated record
AGCGCCCCAUCCCCAUAAACCCAGUGAGAGUGUGAGACGCGGCCUUACCCCUCGCCGGUUGCCGACCAUGGAGAAGGAGGCCGCGGGGGAGGCGCGCGAAUCCCAUGGGACCGCACGGAAGCGGGCACGGACCGGCGGCGGCAAGGAUUUCAUUGCCAGGCUCUCCGACGACAUCCUCGGCACCAUCAUCUCCCUCCUCCCCACCAAGGACGGCGGCCGCACGCCCGUCCUCUCCUGCCAAUGGCGCCACCUCUGGCGCUCCGCGCCUCUCAACCUCGAGGUCAGCAUCCGACCCCCCGGCGCCGCCGGCCCCGUCCCCACCCCCUCCCGCGUCCAACCCUCUGCCGUCUCCCAGAUAAUCUCCCAGCACCAUGGCCCCGCGCGCCGGUUCUCCUUCCACUGCCGCGGCGCCGGCGACCUCUGCGCCCAGGCGGAGAGCUGGCUUCACUCCCGGGCCCUCGCCAACGUCGAGGAGCUCGACAUCGCUCACGCCAACCCGCGGCUGCUGGCGUCAGUGCUCCGCUCCGCAUCCACCACCAUCCUGGCUGCCAAGAUCAAUGGUUGUGAUUUCCCCCACGAGAUCGUGCUGGCCAUGAAUUUCCCCAGUCUCAAGAAGCUCACCCUGUUUCACACUUCCAUCUCAGAGGACGUCUUGCACGCGCUGCUCUCCGGCUGCCAUGCCUUGGAGAGCUUAUACAUGGCCGAAGUUUCUGCUGCUUGUCGCCUCCGUGUUAGCUCGCCGACUCUUAAGACCAUUAUCUUCAGCCAUAGCUCUAGUGAAAUGGCACAACUGGUGAUCUUGGAUGCUCCUCGCCUUGUAAGGCUGCUGUUGCCGUAUUAUUACGGAAGCGAUCGUGUGACUAUCAGGGUAGCUGGGGCGCCUAUGCUGGAGAUAUUGGGCCCUUUCAUAGCCACCGUCUCCAAUAUCCUACUCUUUCAGGGAAUAAGCCCGGUCAGCUCGGCAAACUCGAUGCGCACCAUAAAGGUUUUGGCUCUCAGAUCUUCUGCAGAUAAGUUGCAUGCGGUUCUUAACAUCCUCAGGUGGUUCCCCUGUUUGGAGAGGCUCCAUGUCACUUUUGGUAAACACUAUGAUAUGGAUCAGCAAAAUGAGCCUCAACAUCACCCACUACAUCCAAUCGAAUGCCUUGAGGCCCAUCUCAAAAAAGUGGCGUUUAAGCCAUUCCAGGGCUAUGGGAAACAGGUUGAAUUUGCCAAGUUCUUUGUAUUGAAUGCAAAGGUACUAGACAAAAUUGAAUUUGAAGCAUAUAAUCACUACUGCAUUGAAAUGGUGGGUUAUGAACACAAGCUGCUACAAGUGGAAAAUAGAGCCUCUCGACACGCUCGGUUUGUAUUCAAGAUUAUUUCAUACUGACUGAGUACCAUGUCAAUAAGCAUAAGCAUGAUUGGUCAGUCAGUAGCCGACCCCUUCCGACAGCCUUAGACAGGGUUAAUGUUUGAAGAUUGAAGUGUCUUGUGCUCAUUUGGUAGGUGGUGUUGAUGCCUAAAGAUUGCACCAUCUUCCGCUGUCUGCUCUGUUUCUAGUCUAUAGUUGCUUUGUAGUUCCAGUAACUUAUUGUAUUGAAGUUUGAGUUUUACUGAAUGUAACUUAGUGCCAUCUGUCUUGUACAAAUUAGCUACUCCCUCUGUAAAGAAAUAUAAGAUCUUUUAGAUCACUAGCUAGUAAUUUUACUCUUUCCUAGAGCAAUUAAAGCAUUGGAUUUGGCCAAGGACCUGAAAAUAAUGUUGGCUUUGGCAGGGA